CGGGCUCCGGAUCCCCUGACAGCCCGCAGCGAGGAGCAGAGCCCGCCUGGCGCCGCGCACCGCCAUGGCCCGCGCACUUGGCCUGUGCCGCGGCCCCGGGGACGCUCGCGCGGCCGGCUCCGGGCGCACGCGCUGGGCCAGGGACACCCAGGCCCGUGGGCGCCCGCCUGGCUCGGCCCCUCACUCGCGUGUUCGCCGCAGUUCGGUGCGCGCCGCUGCCUGAACCCGGGUGACUUUGGUUCAGGGUGCCCAUAAUAAGGAUUAGUCUUCUGUCAAAAGUUUAGUGAUCGAUUAUUAAGAAAAUUUCCUGCAUUGUUCAUGGAGUUUUUCAUCAGUAUGUCUGAAAGCAUUAAAUAUAAUGAUGAUGAUCACAAAACUGUGUUUCUGAAAACAUUAAAUGAACAACGUCUGGAAGGAGAAUUUUGUGACAUAGCUAUUGUGGUAGAAGAUGUGAAAUUCAGAGCGCACCGGUGUGUGCUUGCUGCAUGCAGUACCUACUUCAAAAAGCUUUUCAAGAAACUGGAGGUUGAUAGCUCAUCAGUAAUAGAGAUAGAUUUCCUUCGUUCUGAUAUAUUUGAAGAGGUUCUAAAUUAUAUGUAUACUGCAAAGAUUUCAGUUAAGAAGGAAGAUGUAAAUUUGAUGAUGUCAUCAGGUCAGAUUCUUGGUAUUAGGUUUUUGGAUAAACUUUGUUCUCAGAAACGUGAUGUAUCUAGUCCCGAAGAAAACGCCCAAUCCAAGAGUAAGUAUUGUCUGAAAAUAAAUCGUUCUAUUGGAGAAUCUAAUGAUAACCAAGAUGAUGAGGUUGAGGAAAUUGGAGAUCAUGAUGAUAGCCCAUCAGAUGUAACAGUAGAAGGAACUCCUCCAAGUCAGGAAGAUGGGAAAUCCCCUACUAAUACACUAAGAGUUCAAGAAGCAAUUCUAAAAGAGUUGGGGAGUGAAGAGGUUCGAAAAGUAAACUGCUAUGGUCAAGAAGUGGAGCCCAUGGAAACAACUGAAUCAAAAGACUUAGGAUCUCAAACCCCUCAAGCUCUAACAUUCAAUGAUGGCAUAAGUGAAGUGAAAGAUGAACAGACGCCAGGAUGGACAACAGCAGCUGCUGACAUGAAGUUUGAGUAUUUGCUUUAUGGUCACAGGGAACAAAUUGCAUGCCAAGCAUGUGGUAAGACAUUUACUGAUGAAGCACGAUUGAGAAAACAUGAAAAGCUCCAUACUGCUGAUAGACCAUUUGUUUGUGAAAUGUGCACUAAAGGGUUUACCACACAGGCUCACUUGAAAGAGCACCUGAAAAUCCAUACAGGUUACAAGCCUUACAGCUGUGAGGUGUGCGGAAAGUCUUUUAUUCGAGCUCCAGAUCUGAAAAAGCAUGAAAGAGUCCAUAGUAAUGAAAGGCCAUUUGCAUGCCAUAUGUGUGAUAAAGCUUUCAAGCACAAGUCCCAUCUAAAAGAUCAUGAAAGAAGACACCGAGGGGAAAAACCUUUUGUCUGCAGCUCUUGCACUAAAGCAUUUGCUAAAGCAUCUGAUCUAAAAAGGCAUGAGAACAAUAUGCACAGUGAAAGGAAACAAAUUACUACAGCCAACGCCAUCCAGAGUGAAACAGAACAGUUACAGGCGGCAGCCAUGGCAGCUGAAGCAGAGCAGCAACUUGAAACUAUAGCUUGUAGUUAAAGACAAAAGCAGAAAACUUUAUCCAAGAAGUAACUUAAGAAAUUAAAUUGAACAAAAAUUUAAAUGUUGAAACAUGUUUAGACUGAUCAUUAUCUUUUCAGGAUAAAAUAUUUUUAGAGGGAUUGAACACUGCAUAGGAGCAUAUAGCAGUGCUUGGCUAGGUAUUUUAAAAUACUUCAAAGAUAUGUAUUCUUAAAAUAUAAAAAUAAUUUUGUUAUUAGCACUAACGUUUUAAUUUCAGGAAAUGACUGAAUCCUUUAUAAACAAAAUGAGGAAAUCGCUAUUUGAUGUUUUAGUACAACUUCUGCAUACUUGUCCUUUGUACACAUUAGUAAAACCAAUGAGAUAAAUUAUGUCUAACAGAAUUGAAAUUUGUAGAAAAAGUUAUAAGUAUGGGAACAAAAUAUUAAUUAUUUAAAAAGAUUUUUGGGUGUAGUUAUGCAAGAAGCAUAUAGUACACCUAGAACCCAUAAAAAUUCACCUGUUGGAAUCCUGACAUUUUUAUUUCCUUUUUCCUCAUUCACUGUACUUAUUAGCUAUUAGUGCAGCUAAUUUUGGGUAGUUGGUCAAGCGGAGUUAUCCUGCUUCUUUGUCCAUCCCCUUAAAUUCCUCUCUUUAAUCUAGCUAGUGAGCUGGUGCAUACAAUACUUGCUUUUCUAAAGGUUAGACUUUCCACAUUCAUAAUAGCCUAGAUGUGUCCCCUGGAUCAACAAAUGGAGAGGACACAGCACUCAUCUACCCUUUCUGUGUAGAAAAGAGUAGGGCUCAGUUGCUUCCAUGUACUCUUCAGAGGCCUUUUCAUGCAGUAUACGGGAGAUGGACUGGAGGUGGGAGGGAGGGCAGGUGGGCAGAAUGUGUAGAGAGAUAUAUUGUUCUAAAUCUGGCCCCAUGAAAACUAAUCAAAGAUAAUGCAAUCUGAGGCUGUAUUGUCUUUGUCAUGUAGCUUCCCCCUCACUCUCCCUAGGACAGCCAAGGCAAAGGGAUGCACAGGCACAGACUCCAUGGGUGCUCCAGGGCUGGAGUACCCUCAGGAAAAAAAUGGUGGGUGCUGAGCACCCACCGGCAGCCCCCUAUCAGCCCCCCCGACUCUCCCCAGCAUCUCCUACCUGCCGACAGGCCCCACCAAUCAGCACCUCCCCCUCCCUCCCAACGUCUGCUGUGGAUCAGCUGUUUUGCAGCAUCAGGAGGUGCUGGGGGUGAGCGGGGAGGAGUGAGGGCGCAGCGCUUUCGGGGGAGAGGGCAGAACUGGACGGGGAAGAGGCAGGUU
Mauremys mutica (yellowpond turtle) is the source of this 2932-nucleotide messenger RNA. RefSeq names its product zinc finger and BTB domain containing 14 (gene ZBTB14). The record is from RefSeq and is a predicted model, not a curated record. Gene Ontology annotation, cellular component: nucleus. The coding region runs from base 319 to 1665 and encodes 448 amino acids. Gene Ontology annotation, biological process: regulation of transcription by RNA polymerase II. The transcript has 3 exons. Gene Ontology annotation, molecular function: RNA polymerase II cis-regulatory region sequence-specific DNA binding; protein binding; DNA-binding transcription factor activity, RNA polymerase II-specific. Lineage: Eukaryota; Metazoa; Chordata; Testudines; Geoemydidae.